GUCCAUCAGUCUUCUCAAAAGGUCGGUCCGUCUCAGGCUUCGCUUUCUAUCUGAUCAUGUCUCACUCAGGUGCUCAGGGCAGCAUUGGCAGCCACUCUGCCAUUGGACUACGCAACAACAAGAUAUACCUCUACGAGUAUGAAAACUUCCAAGGCCGUAGGAUGGACCUGUUCGGAGAGUGCCGUAACCUGUGUGAGAAGGGUUUUGACAGGAUCGGCUCCAUCAGGGUAGAAUGUGGACCAUGGGUGGGCUACGAGCAGCAAGACAUGAUGGGUGAGAUGUUCAUGCUGGAGAAGGGAGAGUACCCCCGCUGGGAUACCUGGUCCAACAGCUACAGGUGUGAUCGCAUGAUGUCGGUCCGACCUGUUCGAAUGGACCCCCAAGACCACAAGAUUUGUCUGUUUGAAUGUACAAACUUUGAGGGUCGUAAGAUGGAAGUGUGCGAUGAGGAUAUUCCGAGCUUGUGGUCUUACGGCUUCCAGGACCGUGUCGGYAGCAUUCAGGUCACCGGCGGAAC
Molecule: messenger RNA, 517 nt
Organism: Austrofundulus limnaeus
Lineage: Eukaryota; Metazoa; Chordata; Actinopteri; Cyprinodontiformes; Rivulidae
Gene: crybb1l3
Product: crystallin, beta B1, like 3
Biological process (GO): lens development in camera-type eye; visual perception
Molecular function (GO): structural constituent of eye lens
Source: RefSeq, a predicted model, not a curated record